Molecule: messenger RNA, 2565 nt
Organism: Cynocephalus volans (Philippine flying lemur)
Lineage: Eukaryota; Metazoa; Chordata; Mammalia; Dermoptera; Cynocephalidae
Gene: BAHD1
Product: bromo adjacent homology domain containing 1
Exons: 7
Coding region: 146-2482 (778 amino acids)
Biological process (GO): heterochromatin formation; negative regulation of DNA-templated transcription
Cellular component (GO): chromatin silencing complex
Molecular function (GO): transcription cis-regulatory region binding; chromatin binding
Source: RefSeq, a predicted model, not a curated record
CAGGAGGAGGCGCUGACGCAGCAGCGUGGAGCCCGGGAAUUGAGCGCCCCCGGGGGGUUCCAGCCGCCGGAUUCCAGCCCGGCCCGGGCCUGCGGGCGCCCAGAUCCGCGCCGUCCGCGCCGCCGGUCCGGGUUGGAGAUACUCCAUGACACAUACUCGGAGGAAGUCCCUUCCCAUGCUGAGUUCAGGCCCCACUGGCCGCCAAGAGCCCCUGCAGAUGGAAGACAGCAAUAUGGAGCAGGGGGCUGAGGGUGUGGAGCCAGGCAUGCCUGAGAGCCCAGAGCAUCUCACAGGGCGCCGCAAAAACUACCCACUGCGUAAGCGUCCAUUGGCUCCUGAGAAGCCCAAGGCCUGCAAAGUGCUGCUGACCCGCCUGGAGAAUGUGUCCGGUCCACGGAGUGCAGAUGAGGCUGACGAGCUGCCCCCUGACCUGCCCAAGCCCCCCAGUCCAGCCCCAUCCAGUGAGGACAUCGGCCUUGCCCAGCCCCGCAAGCGGCGCCUGGCCUCCCUCAACGCCGAGGCUCUCAAUAACCUGCUGCUAGAGCGGGAGGACACCAGCAGCUUGGCAGGCACCCGCCGCAGUCGAGGGGGAGACCCCCACCGCAGCCGGGACCGUGACCAGACCACUGGAGGCUGGUCCUCCAAGAAGCGGCCCCGGCUGGGGGACCUUGGAGGAGGAAGUCGGGACCUGUCCCCCGAGCCAGCACCAGAUGAAGGCACCCGCCGAGAUGGAGACCCAGCUCCCAAGAGACUGGCUAGCCUGAAUGCAGCUGCCUUCCUGAAGCUGAGCCAGGAGCGGGAGCUACCCCUGCGGCCACCUCGUGCCCAUGCAGAAGCAGAUGGUCGCUCUACUGAGCCCCUGGCACCCAAAGCCCUGAGGCCAAAGUGGGCCAAGGUUAAUGGCAAGAACUAUCCCAAGGUCCGGCAGGGAGCUGGCUCUGGGGAGCCUGCAGGCCCACCUGGCUGGCAAGGGCGCCCUGAUGACCCGUGGCCAUCUGCAACUCCUCGUGGGCCAUCCGUCCAGCCACCUUACCAGCCCCUGAGCAAGGCUCUAGAGAACCCUUUGAGGCUGCGCCCCCAUCUGCCUCUGCUGAUGGGUGGACAGGCGGCCCUGAAGCCAGAGCCUGGGCGCCCAGGCGAGGAGUCACCAGCCCCCAAGCAGGAACUGCAUCAGCCCUCUUUCCCGGCACCUCAGCUGUCCCCCCUGCCGAUGCCUGGCAACCCUGCCGACUACAGUGGCCUGUGUGUUGGGCCUGAGCUCACUGCACUAGGCAGCUUCUACCUGUAUUGUGGCCAAGACGGGCUGCAGUGUGGGGGUUACUCCCCAUGCCCCAUGCUCCCUGAGGGAAAGCUGUCCCCAGUGGCUGCACCUAAUGAGGGGGUCCUCUUGACCUCCAGCUCAGUGCCUUCAGGCACUCCUUUCCAGCACCCUCCCUGGGGCUCUUCUCCCUACUCCUCCAGUGAGGACACUGGAGUGAAUGGCUAUGGCAUCUGUGGAGUGUUGCCCCUGUCCUUCGCCCACAUUGGCACUACCUGUGGUGGCUGUCCCUACAAAAUUCCUUUUGCAGCAGAAGGCUGUAGGUCUCUGGGCCAGCUGGAAUUUCCUCUCCCGGAAGCUGGCCACCCAGCCUCACCCGCCCACCCCCUCCUGGGAUGCCCUGUGCCCAGUGUGCCACCUGCAGCAGAGCCUGUCCCCCAUCUUCAGACACCCACUUCAGAGCCCCAGACAGUAGCCCGUGCGUGCCCUCAGAGCGCCAAGCCUCCCAGCGGUUCCAAGUCAGGUCUGCGCACAGGCUCUGGCUGCAGGCACACUGCAAGGAGCAAGGCUGCCCGCAGGCCCAGCCACCCCAAGCAGCCACGUGUCCAGCGCCCCCGCCCUCGCCGCCGUCGCCGCCGCCGCACUAAUGGCUGGGUGCCUGUUGGGGCUGCCUGUGAGAAGGCUGUUUAUGUCUUGGAUGAGCCAGAACCAGCCAUCCGAAAGAGCUACCAGGCAGUAGAGCGGCGUGGAGAGACAAUCCGAGUCCGGGACACUGUCCUCCUCAAGUCAGGCCCGCGGAAGACAUCCACUCCUUAUGUGGCCAAGAUCUCUGCCCUCUGGGAGAACCCUGAGUCAGGAGAGCUGAUGAUGAGCCUCCUGUGGUAUUACAGACCUGAGCACUUACAGGGAGGUCGCAGUCCCAGCAUGCACGAGCCUUUGCAGAAUGAAGUCUUUGCCUCGCGACAUCAGGACCAGAACAGUGUGGCCUGCAUAGAGGAAAAAUGCUAUGUGCUGACCUUUGCCGAGUACUGCAGAUUCUGUGCCAUGGCCAAGCGCCGAGGCGAGGGCCUCCCCAGCCGAAAGACAGCUCUGGUGCCCCCCUCUGCAGACUACUCCACCCCGCCACACCGCACAGUGCCCGAGGACACGGACCCUGAGCUGGUGUUCCUUUGCCGUCAUGUCUAUGACUUCCGCCAUGGUCGCAUCCUCAAGAACCCCCAGUAGCCUCCUCAUGCCCACACUGGGGCUGCCCAUGGGCAAGUGGGGCUCGGGGCAGGGGACACUGCUUGAAGCACAGCACUUGGUUA